Molecule: messenger RNA, 1348 nt
Organism: Oryzias melastigma (Indian medaka)
Lineage: Eukaryota; Metazoa; Chordata; Actinopteri; Beloniformes; Adrianichthyidae
Product: odorant receptor 131-2-like
Exons: 1
Coding region: 1-930 (309 amino acids)
Biological process (GO): G protein-coupled receptor signaling pathway
Cellular component (GO): membrane
Molecular function (GO): G protein-coupled receptor activity
Source: RefSeq, a predicted model, not a curated record
AUGGCAAACAACAGCUUGAACAACAGCUCGGUUAUCAGUGGUAAUCAGUCUGAAAGAUUAUUGAGUAAGGAGAUUAUUUUUGCUCAAGUGUUGAUUGGAGUUUUUCUCUGCAUCAACUUUUUUUUUAUCUCAACUUUUUUCAGGAAAGAUGUUUUUUAUACAUCUAUGCGUUACAUCUUGUUUGCUGAGACUCUGCUGUCUGACUGUCUGUUUUUAAUAUUGGCAAGUGUUACACUGUUAUUGGGCUAUUUUCGUUUUACCUUGCCAGUGUGGUUGUGCAUUAUUCUGUUUGUUCUUUCAUCUCUUUAUUCAUAUGUGACUCCUGUCACCCUCACAGCAAUGACAUUGGAGCGCUAUGUGGCCAUAUGCAUGCCCUUGCGACAUGCAGAGCUGUGCACACCGCAUGGUGCUCUGCAGCUCAUCCUCGUCAUUCACAGCAUCAGCGCUGUUCCCUGCACUAUUAAUCUUGCAAUUUUCUAUUCUGCAGCGUCUCCUACCAUUUAUACCCAGAGGGCAAUUUGUUAUGGGGAGAUGUUCGUGUUGUUCACUUGGCAGGGCCAUUUCAGAUCAGCUAUAAGUCAGUUGUACUGUUUUAUAAUGUUCACAAUCAUUGUUUUCUCCUACAUUAAGAUCAUGAAAGUGGCCAAAACUGCUUCAGGAGAGAAUAAAAAGUCAACAUGGAAAGGACUCAGAACUGUAAUUCUUCAUGGAUUUCAGCUGAUGCUUAGCUUAAUCCAGAUGUGGAGUGUUUUCACAGAAGCUGCUGCUCUUAAGGUUAGUCCAGUGCUGUAUAAUUACAUUAGAUACUUUAACUACGUCACGUUUUUUCUUACCCCUAGAUGUUUAAGUCCACUCAUCUAUGGCCUUAGAGAUGAAUUAUUUUCUCUAGCAUUGAAGUCUUAUGCGAGUUGUGGCUUAUAUAGAAAAUGAUACCUAUGCCAUCAUGUGUUUUUGUUUAUGUCUUUAUGCUUAUGAGUUUCUUGAUUUGUUGACAUGUUCUAUUUGAGACCAUAUGUGGAGAGACCGAGAUGAAAAAUGUUAUUUAUUGUCAUAAAUACAUAUGAUUGAGUCAUUUCCAAACAUUUGGUUACACUUUAUAAUAAUAAAUUAUUUUCAUUAAUUAUCAUUACACGCUUCCAUGUGUGUUUGCUUACAUAAUUAUCAGAGCUGCAUAAUGAUCAGAAAUGAAAAUGGAUGACCGGGAAAAUUCUUUUUACUUGAAGUUAAACUUACAGGCAGAGCAGAAUUGUGGAAAAAAAAGUGUAUUAUAGUAAAAAAAGAAAAAGGAAAAAAAAAGAAAUUAACUUGUUAACUUGACAUAAAAGUGGGCCUCUAAAACAGAAAAAAA